CCCGACCGCGUUCCGGAUCACUCUCUCGACGGCCACUGGUCCGCUCCGCUCCUCCGCUUCCUCCCCUCCCCGCUCGUCCCCGUUCCCCCGCCGAGAUAUUUCCUACGAACCCCGUCUACUGGCCAUGCCGCUGCUCGCCGUCGCCUCCUCCACCCGCGCCGCGGCGGUGCGGCCGCUGCGCGCCUCGGCGGCCUCGGGCGAGGCGGUCCCGGCGCCUGCCGCGGCUGCGGCGGAGACCGCGGGGCGGAGGCCCGUAAAGGUGAUCCUGCCGAAGAAGAAGCCGCAGAAGUGGUCGACGGGGAUGGAGCCCGGGGAGUACGGCGGCGGGCCGGCCACCAUCAAGCCGCGCAAGUACUGGUGGGGGAAGGAGGACCGCGACCCCGUGGCCAACACCGACGACUUCAUCUGGAACAAGGAUUUCCUCCCCCACAUGGAGCGCGUCAUCGCCAACGCGGAGCCCACCAUCACCCGCCUUACUCCGGUCGAUGAGGAGGAGUCGGGAUUUCUGAGCAUCAACCGUGCAAUGAGCCUUGACAGUGUGGAGGUUGACCUGAGCAAGGAGCUUCAAGCGCCGACCAAGCCAAUCCUGCAAACCCAGGUUGAGGCUGCCAGGAGAGGCCGGGCCAUUGGUGCUGAGGCUGUGAAUGGUGCCACCUCUGCUAGAUGGAGGCUAGUCCCGACUCGCCGGGAGCAGGCAAAGUGGGACAGAGCUGCCAAGGCAGCUACUGGUGGCAGUGAUGUUAUACUAAGGGAGUCCAAGUCAAGAGUGCAGCAAGGGGACCCUAAGGUAUUGGCAGCUAGGUCCAGAGAGGAAUACCUAAAGUUGAAACAAAGAUUGCAGCUGCUCACUUUAGGCAUUGGUGGCGUUGGUGUAGUAUCUGCUUAUGUUUCAUACUCUCCUGAAAUUGCUGCCAGCUUUGGUGCAGGGUUGAUUGGAUCACUGGUGUACCUCCGCAUGCUUGGAACCAGUGUAGAUUCCCUAGCAGGUGGAACUGGAGAAACUGUCAAGAGCGCUGCUGCACAACCAAGAUUGCUUAUUCCAGUGGUACUUGUGAUGAUGUACAACAGAUGGAAUGGGAUAUUAGUUCCGGAUUAUGGCUUCAUGCACCUGGAGUUGAUACCGAUGCUUGUUGGAUUUUUUACCUACAAGAUUGCUACGUUCGCUCAAGCAAUUCAAGAUUCGAUACCUGCAGUUGGAAAUCGUGAGGUUUGAACAGUGCCCUGGUGAAUGGAAGAUGCAGAUUGUUACCCUAAUCCCUGAGGGAAGAUUGGUCAGUGGUCACCCAGACAGUAAGGUUGGUUUAAAAGGAUCUGAUCUGGCGUCAUCACCAAGUAGAUGAGAUGCCAGCUGAAAAUCUUUAGUGGUUAACAUAUUUUACACAAAUAUUCUACUACGACCCAAGGUGGUAAAUAGGUGAUGUGGCCAUAUUCAUUCCGUGUUGUUACUACGUAGAUCAUCAAUGUACGGAUUUGCAACUUGGGAACUUCACCACAUUGACAGCAUUUAGCAGGACGAACAAAGUGGUAUACAGUUUAUAGACCACAAAUGAAUGCAAAUAAUGCACGCUGCCGGUA
Messenger RNA from Panicum hallii, 1575 nucleotides. Its product is annotated as protein CONSERVED ONLY IN THE GREEN LINEAGE 160, chloroplastic. The coding region runs from base 125 to 1213 and encodes 362 amino acids. The record is from RefSeq and is a predicted model, not a curated record. The transcript has 10 exons. Lineage: Eukaryota; Viridiplantae; Streptophyta; Magnoliopsida; Poales; Poaceae.